CGCGAUUGGAUCACUGGCGAGGGAGGCGUGUUUAGGGGGGUGGCGACCGAAGUUAGCCGCCGAGCUCGGCAGCGUUUUGCGUGAUUGAUUGCGUCCCUAAUCCUCACUUCGUUCGCUUUGUCCCUUUCAUCAUCCCCUGUGCUUGUCUCGCCCGCUCUCUCUCGCCUUCCACAACCCUCUCCCUCUUCCAUCUCAUUUCCGCUGCGGCUGCAACAAUAAAAUAAUAAGUCUCGUGCAGGCGAAGGACGUACGACGACGCGGACGCACCGUCAAAGUCUACAGGCUGCGCAAUCCCUUUCUCCCUCUUAUCCCCAAGGCGAGGAGCUGAGGGGGGGGGGGGGGCCCUUCUGCUGCUGUUCUUGUUUCCCCGCUCUCCAAGAUGUCGUCCCCGAGCAAGCGCCGCGAGAUGGACCUUAUGAAGCUGUGAGGAUGCUGGACCUCUCUUGGAUGAUGAGCGACUACAAGGUCGAGAUGGUGAACGAUGGGAUGCAGGAAUUCUUCGUCGAAUUCAAGGGGCCGGCCGAAAGUAUCUACCAAGGCGGUGUCUGGAAGGUUAGGGUAGAACUGCCUGAUGCAUAUCCUUACAAAUCCCCGUCCAUCGGCUUCAUCAACAAGAUUUAUCACCCAAAUGUCGAUGAGAUGUCUGGCUCUGUAUGUUUAGAUGUCAUAAACCAAACAUGGAGCCCAAUGUUUGAUCUAGUAAAUGUUUUUGAAGUAUUCCUUCCACAGCUGUUACUAUAUCCAAAUCCUUCUGAUCCAUUAAAUGGGGAGGCUGCAGCACUGAUGAUGCGUGAUCGUCCUGUUUAUGAACAGAAAGUGAAAGAAUAUUGUGAGAAGUAUGCCAAACCAGAGGACGCUGGUAUCACUCCGGAAGACAAGUCCAGUGAUGAAGAGCUUAGCGAGGAGGAAGACGACUCCGGUGAUGAAGCUAUACUUGGCAAUCCUGAUCCCUAGUCUGAGUUGGAAGAAGCCAGUCCAGCUCAUCAAUACAAUGUUUAUUGCAGAAAUUGCAAUUAAACAAAAACUGAAAAACAAAAAAACUUUGGAUGGCAUGUAAAUAAGUGUACCUUGUAUGUUCUCCAAUGUUGUUUCCUUCAUUUGGCUGAUCGAAAUUCUGAUUGCUCUUA
Zea mays is the source of this 1127-nucleotide messenger RNA. RefSeq names its product ubiquitin-conjugating enzyme family. The transcript is spliced from 6 exons. NCBI's taxonomy places the organism in Eukaryota, Viridiplantae, Streptophyta, Magnoliopsida, Poales, Poaceae. The coding region runs from base 430 to 954 and encodes 174 amino acids. The record is from RefSeq and is a predicted model, not a curated record.